CACAUUUAUGAAGAAGGUACCUGGAGAGAAAACUGCUGAAUGCAUGACAUCAUAACUGCAGAAACAUAUAUACUCAUAUAUACCUUUGUACGCAUAUAUCUAACAUGUGCAUUAGACAUAUAUUUUACACUUACUGCAAUAUGGGUUUGUAUAUUGACGUACACCUUGGGUUUAGAUAAAGUGAAGGACGUUCUAUCAGGUAAAUGUUGGUACAAAAUAAACCAAGAUAAUUCCGCGAAAUAUUUGAACAAAGCGAAGGGCGACAAAGAUGGUGAUAAGAUAUCUAAAUUCUAAGAAUAAUAAGUGCGUCACAUAUGUACCUUGUUUCUAAGAAAUUACCAUGACUUUUUUUACUUUGUUUGAAUAAAGAUGUCCUUGGAAAUUCGCUACCUGAUUGGAUGUAACGUAGGGCAGGUCUAUCUUGAUUUGCGGUUUGAAGCUAUAAAUUGUCUACGAUGUCUAAAUAAAGGAGCAACCAUUUUAUACCUAUCAACGUGUAUUGGUCUUCAGUGGUUGUCCGGCCGGUGAUUCACCCACAGACAAACCAGGGGCUCCUUUCAAUUGGUAGCAGAGGAUGGUUCACUGACUAUCCAGACCCAACUCAUCCAUUCUUGCCCGGAGACAAGGUUCUGGUGAAACAACUGGCUGUCCGCCACAAGACUGGUCCAAUAUAUCAAGGUCCAUUUGAGGUUCUAAGAGUUGCUCGAACGGCUGUCCUUACUGACCAGAGUCCACAGUGGAUACACGCCAGCCGACUCAAGAAGACACCAGAAGGAGUCCUCAAGGAAUUCCCCGGACAAGCAUGAGUCUAUUAGACAAGAUGCCUUCAAAGGAGAUGACUUUGAUCAUACCCCCAAGCCUGCAAAAUAGAUAUGAGCGAUGGCUAAGAGGCUAUCCUAAACCACUUUGUCCAGAGGAUCCAAAGACUAUGCAGGACUUGUAUGAGGAAGAAUUUAUGUUCAGGGAGUAUACCAAUGAACUAGAGACAGAGGACUUAAAAGAUCAAAACUUUCCUGAACCGUUUAGUAAGCAAAUGAUUCAGAGAAUGAAACUGUCAGAUGGUGGGAGACAAUGGAUAAAUCCUUUCUACUUCCGGAGGGUACUGACAUGGGAUGACAGGAGCAGGGUUGUCAAGGAAAAACCCCCUAAAAGAAAACUUCCCAGACCACCCCAGUCUCCUUGUUCCACAACAUCUUUUUCUGAAGAAAUAGAGGAAAAAGAAACUCAUACUUUUGAUAUAGACACUGAAACAAAAGCAAGUCGCAGGAUCGGAAUCACUAAGUGUCCAUCAUCUCUGUUGUACUGUUUGGCAAUUAUAUGUAUCCUCGCAAUUCUCUAUAGUAUAGUAGUGAUAACCAUGCAAGCAUUUAUGACACACACACCAAUACAAGUGAAUGAAACCUUACGUGAGAGAACAAAAAGGUCUAUAUAUAUAUAUAGUAGGUCCAAUUACAAAAGAAUCGCCUGUUGUACUAAAGGAGAAAAUAAAUUGUCACAAUCAAUGUUGAAUAAAAUUGUAGGUUGGCAUGAGCAGAAAAAGGAAGGGGUAUGUAAAAUAGACGCUAUAAUCGUAAUUAUCAGGGCGUCCCCAAAGAAUACCUCCAUGUGUCUAUCACCCAAUCCAAUCGAUAAAGCCACUAGGAGGAAAAUACAGGAAUUAAAAAGACAAAGAACUCAGAAAAAAGGUCUCCUCUCCAAGACAACUUUCAAAGAGAAGGUAAUAGACACACCAUCUCUCCCAAAUGAGAAGGUAGAACCAUUAAACUGGCCAGACCCAAGUAAGGUGCCACAUCAUUUCCUACUAAUGCAUGAAUUUGGUAAACAACAGUCAGAGGGAAAAGGAGACUGUUGGGUUUGUUCACACAUGCAUUCAGGGGAGCACAUUUAUCCAAUGCUAGCAAAACCUAUGCACCUUCCUUCCCUUAUCAACCUAACAGAUCUAGAGACAGUACAAAUCACAACAACUAACAAACCAUUCUUGAUACAAGGGUAUUCUGAACCUCCAAACUUUUGUUUUUUAAAUGGUCAUUAUUCUAGGGAUGUUAAAUAUUUUGCUAAUGCUAGAUUCUGUGCAGACACAGAUGUUAACUUCACACUGUUGGACAUAGAAAGCUAUAUUACAAAUCAAACAGUGGACAUAAAAGGGCUCAAUACAGUCGCCAUUGCCGAUGCUGAUGAAAGAAUAGAGAGAAUGUUUCAGUACAAUCUUACAGAAUGUCCAUCUUAUAAGCCCCAGGUCAAUCAAGGCCCAUUAACUUCUUGGUUGAAGCGAGUAAACAAAACGGACAUUAGGUAUGGAAGUACUGACCCUAUUAACAUAGUUCAAUGGAUGUGUCUAAUGGGGCUAAGAAGUGGGCAAAAUACCUUCAGUGAUGUUCCAGCACCUCGUCUACCAAAGGGCUGGGUAGUAGUGUUGUGGAUUAUGGUGCCAUACUACAAUCCCUUUUCCUAA
Messenger RNA from Bufo gargarizans (Asiatic toad), 2452 nucleotides. RefSeq lists its product as uncharacterized. The transcript is spliced from 2 exons. Bases 803 to 2452 code for a protein of 549 amino acids. NCBI's taxonomy places the organism in Eukaryota, Metazoa, Chordata, Amphibia, Anura, Bufonidae. The record is from RefSeq and is a predicted model, not a curated record.